AUGAGAAAGAAAAGUGCUUAUUUGAUUAAAAGUUGUCCAUUAUGUAAUGUUGAAGUUGAAACCAUAUGCCAUGUGUUAGUUCAAUGUGGUUUUGCAAGAUCAUGUUGGAACAUUUCGGUUGUUAAUUAUGCUGGGGAGGAGGUCACGGAUUUUACAAGCUGGUUUGGGGAUUUAUUGACAAAAAAACAGAUAGGAGUAGGGGAAGAAGCAGGAAUGGUUGCUUGGCGUAUAUGGAUGGCCCGUGAUGAUAUCCUUUGGAACAAUAAAAGUAUUAAAGCUUUUGAUGUGGUUAAGUUGGCUAGAACUAAUCUUGUAAGUUGGAGAAAUGCUCAAAAUCAAAGAUCAGAUCCAUUACUUAAUGUGAAUUACAGUAAUGACAUGGAGCAUUCGAGAAAGCCGAUUGUUUAUAAAUACAAGAUCAAUAUUGAUGGAGCCAUUUUUGAAGCUGACAAUCGUUUUGGUGUGGGAAUAGUCAUUCAGGAUUAG
Messenger RNA from Cannabis sativa, 486 nucleotides. RefSeq lists its product as uncharacterized. The record is from RefSeq and is a predicted model, not a curated record. Bases 1 to 486 code for a protein of 161 amino acids. The transcript has 2 exons. Lineage: Eukaryota; Viridiplantae; Streptophyta; Magnoliopsida; Rosales; Cannabaceae.